AUGGGAAACUCGUCCACCAAGGCCGAGCCUCCGUCGCCAUCGCAGACUCAACCGUCCCUGCAGCACCAGCUCAGCAGCCGGUCUCAGCGGUCGCCAUCAAACGUAUCCCCUCACUCGCCUCGCCACUCGUAUCCACCUGCGAAUCGCCCCCCGUACGCCGGCUCUCCACACCAAUACCACCACAAUGUGUCCGGCGGCAGCACCGAGACCGGCAAGUCUCCGAAAUUUGCCAGCCAGUCGAGCUAUACGAGCCCGCCGGGCUAUACCAACAAAGCAGCGCUCGCUGCACGCAUGGCGGACGAAACCGCCUAUGGUGUUGCCACCCGACAGCGGAUACCGGCUGCCUCAAACUCGCAUCUAGCCAUGAUCCAGGAAGUCAUUGCCAAGGGCGAGCCAAUGGCAUCAUCUUUCAGCCAGGAAGAGCUGCGUGCGGCACGCACCAUGCGGGCAGGCAGUAUAUCGGAGCGAUCGAUGCAUGACUAUUCGAUACAAACCUCCGACAACUACAACAAGUUCAAGCAAGCAAACCGAGGACAAGUCCAGAACGAGCUCAAAGAUACCGAGGUCGCAAACAGGCCGAUCAAAUCCACGACUCAGAGCGGCGAGGGCGGGGCCCGUCGCACAUCCAUGUCCAACACGAUGGUCGGCUCAAUGUUCUUGGAUGAAGAAGACGAAAAGUUCAUGGAGAGGAUCCUGCACGAGGAGUUUGGCAACGCCGGCUGAGCGCAUGCGAGGGCGAUGGCUGUUCCACGGGGCACUGUCGCUUUGCGGCGGUGGGGUGGACUGCCGAUGGCAUAGUACCGGCGAGCACUGGGGCCGGAUCGCCAACGGUUUUCACAACAGCACCCGCGCAUACGGACC
Polychytrium aggregatum is the source of this 861-nucleotide messenger RNA. RefSeq lists its product as uncharacterized. The record is from RefSeq and is a predicted model, not a curated record. The transcript has 5 exons. The coding region runs from base 1 to 723 and encodes 240 amino acids. NCBI's taxonomy places the organism in Eukaryota, Fungi, Chytridiomycota, Chytridiomycetes, Polychytriales.